GUGAGACAGAGCGCUCUGUUAUCGACUCACCGGGUCUGAACUGUUGAAUAAUCUCGACUGAUCUGGCCUGAGCAGAUAUGCGACAGGCUGCUUCUAAACCAACGCUGGAUACAUUCAUCAUACAACCGAGCAGUUUGACCCGCAGCUUCCGGACGUUAACUGAAGAAUCCCCGUUAAUCACUGUUUCAUCAGCGCUAACGGUCGGAGCGGUGGUCGAUGGUCGGUGUCCAGCAUCAGGACAUGGCGGGAGAAGCUGUGGUCACUGUUCGUCUUGUCAGGUCAUUCGAGCACAGAAACUUCAAACCGGUGGUGUUUCACGGAAUCAGUCUAGACCAGACGGUGCAGGACUUCAUCCAGUUCGUCAGAGACGAUAUCACAACGAGACCAGGGCUCCCCCCUCCCUUCAGGAAAUAUGCUUAUGACACAAUGAAAAUUAUCCACCAAGCACAUGGAGCUAAGACUAAUGAGCUGGUGAUGAGUUUAGAUGAUGAUGAAAAGCUCAUUCUGCAAGACGGCCAAACCCUCAGGACUGCAGGUGUUGGUUCAGAGAACAGUGGUCUCCAUCAUUCUUACAUGAAAAAGUAUGAACAACCAGGACUCUUCUAGUGCUGGACUGGGACUAAUUGAGACAUCUGGGAGAAGAGAGGAAAACAAGAACCUGAUGGUGGCUCAGUUCUCAGAGUCCGAUCUGGAGGGAACCAUGACUGAACUGUUUGACCUCAGUUCUAAGCUUCAUGUCUGGAGAAAACCAGGCACUACUCAUCAUCUGAACAACACCACCCAACAGUAAAGCAUUGUGGAGGCAGCAUCAGGCUGUGGGGGGACAGGGUGACUGAGAGAUCCUAACAGAGAUCCUUAAUGAAGACCUCAGACUGGGCUGAAGGUUUACACAGCCAAGAUAAUCUCCUGACCUGAACAUGUCUGUCCACUGAUAGUCCACAUUCAACCUGACAGAGCCUGAGAGGACCUGCAGAGAAGAAUGAGAGAAAAUCCUCAAAUCCAGAUGUGUAAAGUUUGAGAUGUCAGAUCAAGAAGACUGGAGGCUGUGAUCACUGAUAAAGCUGCUUCAAUGUGAUAUUUCAGUUUUUCCUUUUAAGACAUUUGCAAACAUUUCUAAAACUCUGUUUUCACUUUGUCGUUAUGAAGAACUGAGAGUAGACUGAUGAGGGAAAAAAUGCUUUUUGUUUUUUAUUUUAGCACAGAACUGCAACAUAAGAAAAUGUGAGCAAACUGAAGGGGUCCGAAUACUUUCUGAAUGCACUGUUUAUAUAUAUUUUUUACAUUAUCACUGUGUACAGCUUUUCAACCCAUAGUGCGAGUGUUUGGAAUUAUGUUGAAAAAAAUAGUUUAACCUUUUGUAAUAUUUUUCAUCAUAAAAUAAAUUUUGGAAAAGGUCUCUGCAUAUUGUAAAAACAGUUGUCUUCAUUUUACUGCUGUUGGUCACUAUCAGAUUACCAGUGCUUAGUAUAUGUUCAGAGUGUAUCAAAACCUUAGACAGACUAAUUCACCAUGUCAUCAAAUGGAAAUUUUAGCUAAAUUUAAGAUCAGAAUUACUUGUAAUGAUAUACUGAGGCCAUCAAUAUUAGUCCAAUAGACUUAUAUUAGAUAAUUGAUACUGAUGAACCUCUGCUGGAAGUACAGUUUCAGCACACUGGUAACUAACACUUUUGUUUGUUG
Molecule: messenger RNA, 1677 nt
Organism: Seriola aureovittata
Lineage: Eukaryota; Metazoa; Chordata; Actinopteri; Carangiformes; Carangidae
Gene: c11h2orf76
Product: chromosome 11 C2orf76 homolog
Exons: 5
Coding region: 217-606 (129 amino acids)
Source: RefSeq, a predicted model, not a curated record